GCAUGCUCAACGUGUAGAAUAAAAACUAGGAUGUUUUGUGGACGAUUUAGAAUAUGUUUUAGAUCUUAUAAACGUUCCAAAUGAUGUGAUGAUGGUUGUGGAAAGUUGGAUCAUCAAUUUUGAUUGUUAUCUUUUGAAAAGAUAAAAUGAGGGCUUUAGCAGUAACAGUAUGGGUAUUUAUAAACCUUCUUUUCUUCGGAAUGUGCGGCUACAUGUACCUACUUUGGUCCCAAUACUGGUUAAAUUCAGAUAAAGACCUAGAAUCGUCCACAAACAAUUACGACCAACAAAUCUACCUAUACAAUCGAGGUUUUCUCGUAAACGAUUCGUCAAAAUACGACGAUACAAGCACGUCAGAGAUUAAAAAUCGCAUAAAACACUCAUCUUCAAGCAUCGAUAACAUUACAGUUGUAAGAAAUAGUAAACCGAGGUUUCCAAAUGUUCAGAAAUCUGAGUUUAUAUUCGAUUCGAAAAAAUUUGUUUGUAAAUCGAACGAUUCGAAAAUAGCUUGUAACGAAAAAACGCAAUCAUUUAAAGAUAAAUUGAUUAACGAGAUGAAAAGGGUGUUCUUGGAUGAGGGUAACGUUUUAAAACCUGGUGGUAAAGAUAAUAGUUACAACGUAAAUUAUCAAGGGCCGAGGGAAAAUUACAUGGAAAAAAGUCAAAAUCAUAUGCUUUGCGAAUUGAGGAAUGUUAAAAUUGAUACUAUACAAAGAAGAGAUGUUCCAAGUAAAUUAAAUUCAUUCAAAGGAUAUUUUCCGAAUAAAGGAAUUUUUGAGGAUGUUCAAUUUAAAUCUUGUGCUGUUAUUUCUAGCGCUGGAUCUUUUACUUUAUCGGGAAGUGGAAGAAGAAUUGAUUCUUAUGAAGUUGUAUUAAGAUUUAAUAAUGCACCAACGAAAGGAUUUGAAAUUGACGUUGGUCAAAAGACUACAAUACGAAUUGUUAACUCACAAGUGAUGUCAAAACAAGAAUUUGAUUUUUUAAGAGCUGCCGUCUUUCGAAAUGUAACGAUAUUAGGUUGGGAUCCGUCAAAUUAUACGUCCACUGUUGAAGAAUGGUUUCAAAAUCCCGAAUACAAUCUAUUUCCGAAUUAUAUCGGCUAUAAAAGAAUGUUUCCUGAAAGUGAAAUUUACAUAAUGAAUCCACAAUCAAUUUGGAAGGUGUGGGACUUUUUGCAAAGUAAUUCACCAAAUCGGCUUAGAAGAAACCCACCAUCAUCCGGAUUUUUAGGUAUAACUCUUCUUCUUUCGCAUUGUGAUUUUGUCGACGCCUACGAAUACAUUCCAUCGGUUCGAAUAACAAAAAGAUGCCAUUAUUAUGAACCAGAGAAUAAUCAAGCUUGUACCUUUGGUGUUUGGCAUCCUUUAGCAGCCGAAAAAUUGCUGACAUAUUAUAUGAACGAGGCUGAUGAUCGGACUGUUUUUCAAGAUGGUUACGUUCGAAUUCCUGGAUUUAAUAAACUCAACUGUUAAAAAAAAUCAUCAUCGAGGAAGCCAUCGAUUUUCAAUGUUAAAAGAAAAAACGGUAUUGUUUUGGUUUUAAUAAUAGUAGAAUAAAUGGUGUUU
Molecule: messenger RNA, 1565 nt
Organism: Onthophagus taurus
Lineage: Eukaryota; Metazoa; Arthropoda; Insecta; Coleoptera; Scarabaeidae
Gene: SiaT
Product: beta-galactoside-a-2,6-sialyltransferase
Biological process (GO): sialylation
Cellular component (GO): Golgi apparatus
Molecular function (GO): beta-galactoside alpha-2,6-sialyltransferase activity
Source: RefSeq, a predicted model, not a curated record